Molecule: messenger RNA, 309 nt
Organism: Meyerozyma guilliermondii ATCC 6260
Lineage: Eukaryota; Fungi; Ascomycota; Pichiomycetes; Serinales; Debaryomycetaceae
Exons: 1
Coding region: 1-309 (102 amino acids)
Source: RefSeq, a predicted model, not a curated record
AUGGAGUGGAUCGCAAUCGUAUACGACAAGCCGGGAGCAGACAGAGCCCCAGUGAUAGAGCAACACAAAGCUGCAGUUCCCGGUUACAUCAAGGCUGGAAUUGUCACUAAUGCCGGACCUAUUUUUGAAGACGAAGAAAGAACAAAAUUUGCUGGAAGUGCGUUUAAUCUUAUUGCCAAUUCCAAGGAGGAGGUGAUUGAAUUUCUCAAAAAUGACAUUUUUGGCAAAAGUGGAAUUUGGGACAUCGACAGCGUAGUUGUGCAUCCGUUGGGAGUCGCUUAUCGCAAGCAACAAGACUUGCAGUUUUGA